Messenger RNA from Prosopis cineraria, 1325 nucleotides. RefSeq names its product pentatricopeptide repeat-containing protein At2g27800, mitochondrial-like. The transcript has 3 exons. Gene Ontology annotation, molecular function: protein binding. The record is from RefSeq and is a predicted model, not a curated record. NCBI's taxonomy places the organism in Eukaryota, Viridiplantae, Streptophyta, Magnoliopsida, Fabales, Fabaceae. The coding region runs from base 454 to 801 and encodes 115 amino acids.
GCUCUAACUACCACUCACACCCCCGAACCUUCCGCCUCCCACACCCAUUCCUCCGGCCACCCAGAACCUCACCAGAAUACCCGACAUUUGAAAAUCUGGUGCGACAAUGGUUGGCAAUCGCACAAAACCCACAAUCUCAAAACAAUGAAAAAACCAGCACUGUUGCCACCCCUGUUACCAUUAAGCUUGGAUUUGAGCAUAUAAUCUUGUGUUUGCAUCAUUUUUGGGAAUCUCCUCAACGUGGAAAGGCGACACAAUUAACAGAAGAGCAAAUCCCUGACCUUGCCGGAUUAAAGGUUAUGUGCUUUCUCUCAUGUUAAUGAUGCGCUGAGGACAUUCCAUCAGAUGGACGUGGUUUAUGCUUGCAAGCCUAACUCAUUUUCCUACGAUUAUUUGAUACAUGGGUUGUGUGCGCAAGGAAGAACAAAGAAUGCUUAAGAGAUAUGUAAUGAAAUGAAGACUUCAGGCUUCACCCCAAUUAAAUCUUAUAAUUCACUUGUCAAUGCUUUGGCACUUGGUGGAGAGACCGAGGAAGCAAUGAAAUAUCUGUGGGAGAUGACUGAAAAUCAGAGGUCGGUUGAUUUUAUUACAUAUAGGACUGUACUGGAUGAGAUAUGUAGACAAGGAAGAGUUGAGGGGGCAAUGAAGUUAUUGCAGGAGUUUCAAGAGAAGGACCUUGUUGAUGGGUAUGCUUGCAGAAAACUUCUUUAUGUGCUGGAAGAUGAUUAUGGGAAUUCAGUUAGCAGAGUUGAUCCAGGAGUUUUCCACAACAGCACUUCUGCUCAUGGCAGGACCCGAUAAAAAGGAAGGAUUUAUCACUGCCUGAUGCAUAUUCAAAGCAAUAUUCCCUUGGUUCAUCCCAUUCCUUGCAAUGUUCUUGAUCAAGAUUGACGGUGUUGAAACCAAUUCUCAGAAGAGAUAAGACGGCUCUCGUAUCGCAUAUUGGACUACAUCAGAUCAGAUGGGUUAUGGUACUCCAGAUUUCAUCAUUUGAGAGCCCAUACUCCCUUUCACAAAAGUUGCAGUUUUAUUCAUGUCAUGUCAAGAUUGAAUUUUUCUUUGGUAUGAGCUUCUCAGGUGGAAGCAUAAUUUGGAAGAACGGUGACCCACGGAAAAGACAGUUCUCUCUCUCUCUCUCUCUGGUGUCAGAAACAAAGGUCUCGUUAAUCCCCAGAUGCAGAAUACGCUGACAGAAGGUUGGCUUAACCUUGCAAUUUCGUCAAAGCUGCUGUAUAUUUACUUUUGUCCAAUUGUAUUGAAGGGAAAUUUUUUUCACUCAAAACUACAUAUAGCUAAAAAUAUAUACACACAUUUGAUUCCUAAUA